Molecule: messenger RNA, 1587 nt
Organism: Pochonia chlamydosporia 170
Lineage: Eukaryota; Fungi; Ascomycota; Sordariomycetes; Hypocreales; Clavicipitaceae
Product: taurine catabolism dioxygenase TauD
Exons: 2
Coding region: 1-1587 (528 amino acids)
Source: RefSeq, a predicted model, not a curated record
AUGGAAACACCUAUCAAUCCCUUACUCCGGCAAAUUCACAUUGGACUCGGCCCUAAUGGGUACGAGCCGGUGGCAUCUUCUAUGACGGCAAACAGCACCACGUAUAUAAGAGAAUUUGAACAAUUAACCGCAAACCUUGUCCGCAUUUGUCCCGGGCAUAUCUGGCCAGGAGAAUCGUACAAAUCUAUCUGUCCGCGUCCAAUUCUUAUCAACCAGGGCCACCAAGCACAUCUUAAGCGUCUGCAUGAAGCCCUGACAAAGGCCAUCACCGACAUUGUGCAAAGGUGGUGGUCAGAUACGGAAGCGAACUUUCCCUCGCGCAUGCCACUUGCAAAAGAGGAGGAAGAUUUGUUGCUAUGGAUAGAAGACCAAGUCUCUCAAGGCAGAAUGCGGCCCUUCUCAGCCUGCCGGGGCUCUUGGAGGCCAGAUUUUCUCAUCAAAGACAAUUUGACCGCCACCCCGAAUGGUAUCAUCAACGACCAAGCGGGUGAAAGCGAACUCUUUUGCAUAACCGAGAUCAACGCCAGAUUUUCCUUCAAUGGCUGUCUGCACGAAGCUCUUGGUCAAGAAGCACUUAAUGACAUGGGUAUGGACAAGCUUGGUUUGGCUAGUGCAACGAAUUCAGCUCAGAUGUUGGACGGAUUGAUGUCAUUGUUCCGGCAAGGCCUUCCGUUGCAUCUGCUGAAGGAUGCAGAGCACGGCUUCGACAUCCAUAUGUUCAUGGAUAUAAUGCAACGGCGCUUUGGUGUGACAACACGACCAAUCACACCUGCAGAUCUUAGAUUGGUGCCCGAUCCCGAGAACGAGACUGGGUUUAAGCUCUGCUGUCUGGCCAGCCACAAGAAUGGAUCAAACCAAGAUACUGGCUCCCAUCCCGCCCAAGUUGGAUCAACAGUACACCAGGCUGGGAAGAAGACAGUCACAUGGAUUAAUGAUGCUGGUGAAUGGGUUGAAGAAAUUCACCAAGUUGGGCUCGAGCUGCAUCAACGGGAGAUUGUAGCAUUGGAUGCAGAGAUGCUGCGACAGGUGAGUCUCCGGUGUUUCAACGACAUGCGAACAGUGCUGUUAGUCCAUGACAAAAGGAUGCUGGGCAUGGUGAAGCAGGAACUCGAGAAUCUCGUAAACCGGGGAGUUCUAACUCUCGCCGAGGCUCAGGUUCUCGCCAAGGGUAUUGCAGACACCGCAAACCCCGGUUCGCCGGAGAUGGGUGAGGUGCUGAAAUUGACCAAGGCGAACCCGGAACUGAGGAAGCAAUAUCUUCUCAAACCUGUACGCAGUGGGAAGGGUGCUGGUAUCGUCUUUGGUGACGAGACCAGCCCAGAUGAGUGGGUUGCGGCACUCGAGAAUCUCCAGAGCCCCGUUCUGGUUCCAGGGGUAUCCUGCGUUGUGCAGCGCCGGAUCACACCCCGGCUAUAUGAUGUGAUAAUAAAGUCCUCUGGCGACAGGGUUCGAUAUCCUCUGGUUGGAACGUAUCAUGCUAUUCACGGAAACUUGCUCGGACUGGGUAUCUGGCGUACCAGCGCCGAUCGGAUUUGCGCCCUCAGCACAGGAGGAUCUUGGAUGUGCUCCGUUAUCAGCCGGGGGUAA